AUACAUACGUAUAAGUAUGCAAAUUUCAUGUGGGGAUGAAACAAAAUAAGAUCUUUUUGCACGUAACGACGAUUCUAGCAACUUCGAUAAUUAGACUGAUUAUAAUUCCUACAUCCACCGCUUUAAAUCAUAGGGAGCAUGUCAAAACCUCUGAUUUUUUACGCAAUCGGUAUUUCAGAAUAUAUAACAUAACAAUAUAGCCCAUAAGAUGCCAAGUCUCCAUACCACAGCCUUAGUAAAUGUCUGUACUCCGUUUGGUCUGUGUCUAUAUCUCGACUGUGCUGUUAUAGUUGUUACCAGAGAGGAAAUUUCCUCUCUACUGGUACAGUGCAAUAAUACAGUACAAAACAGAGAAAUCAAAGUAAUUAACACUAGGUGGAACUGCAUUCGCGCGAUAUCUGACAAAUGACGAAAUGACAAGCUAUUUGGAUUCAAGGUACAGUCUAAGAAUCACGAAGAUUUGAGUAGAAGCUUUUUCUUUUUUUUUUAUUUUUGUCAUAUACUCUAACGUGAAAUUUCUGCGAUAUGUUUUGAUAAAUCGUAAGUACGAUCUUACGACAGAGGUAAAUGGCGAGUUGUCAAAUGCAGCGUAACGCAAUCACCGCAUUUCAAAGAGGAUCAUCUUGAUUGUUGACAAUCAAAUAAGAUAGAAUUAAAUGAGUAAAAAAUUAAUAAGAUGGGCAAAUCGCGACUAUUGCCAUUGAAAUUGCCAUCAACCACCAAUAUAGUUAAUAAUGGAAUAGUUAAAGGAAAGAUAUCAUUUGUCCGAAGAUUAGCAGUAGGAUUUAUGAUCUUAGCUACACUUGGUUUAAUAUAUGUACCAGCAUACCAUUCAGCUCAAGGCCCAUUUUUAGGCUUAGGUGAGACUCCAUCUUCUCCAAAACACAUUGGUGUUUCACAUUUGGUAGCCUCAGUAGCGCAAUUGCCAGGAUGGGCAUAUAAUACUUCAAGAGAUCUUUGUGUAUAUAUUCAUCCAGAAAAUACAACUUCAGUUUUAAGUCCUAAUGAUAUAUGUUCUUCGUCACCAUAUCUUUUCAUAGUUAUUUGUUCAGCUGUUACAAAUAUCCAAGCUCGAACAGCUAUAAGAAGCACUUGGGCUAAUAAGAAUAAUUUAGAUAAUAUAUAUAACUCGACUGUAAAGAUAGCAUUUCUUUUGGGACAAAGUGAUAAUGAUACACUUAAUAGUAUAAUAGCUGAAGAAAGCCAUCAAUACAAUGAUAUCAUUCAAGAAAAAUUUUAUGAUACUUAUAAUAAUUUAACAUUGAAAUCUGUAAUGAUGUUGAAAUGGAUAACAUCAAAUUGUGGCCAAGCAAAAUAUCUCAUGAAAACAGAUGAUGAUAUGUUUGUAAAUAUUCCUAGUUUAAUGAAAACUUUACAAUCAAAGUCACUAACUGAUACAUUGUUAGGUUCUCUCAUCUGUAAUGCUAAACCUAUUUUAGAUCCAAAUAAUAAAUGGUAUACACCAAAAUAUAUGUAUUCAGGGAAAAUAUAUCCUAAUUACUUAUCUGGUACGGGGUAUGUAAUGAGUUUAGAUGUGGCAUUUAAAUUGUAUCAUGCAGCAUUAAGAACACCAUUACUUCACUUGGAAGAUGUUUACAUUACUGGUCUCUGUGCAAAACAUGCAAAAGUACGACCUGUAAAUCAUCCUGGAUUUAGUUAUGUUCCACGUAAACUGGAUCCUUGUACAUUAAAAAAUGCUAUUACAACACACAAAGUAAAUGUGUCCAGUAUGUAUGUUAUAUGGAACAAAUUGAAUGAUACAAGUCUCUCUUGUAGUAAUCAUUCUCAUAUUGAUAAGAAAUCAGUUACAUUAAGCAGAAGUGGUAGAAACAUUGGAUAUUAUACAGUAAAGAGAAGACCUAUUAACAAAUGUGUUUAAAUUAACUAAAAUUUUUAAGUAUUAAACCUGUUAUUUAUUAUUGAUUUAAUAUUUAUUAAAACAAAAUUCUCGAUAAGUAUUAUGAUAAUUAUAAAACAGAGUCGUACUAAAAUUAUAUUGACGAAGAGAACUUUUUUUAAAGCUACAAUAAGAGAGAUUUAUAAUUGAUGUUUGAAUAAAAGUUUUACAGACUA
This is a messenger RNA of Bombus huntii, 2073 nucleotides long. RefSeq names its product beta-1,3-galactosyltransferase 1-like. Gene Ontology annotation, cellular component: membrane. The record is from RefSeq and is a predicted model, not a curated record. NCBI's taxonomy places the organism in Eukaryota, Metazoa, Arthropoda, Insecta, Hymenoptera, Apidae. Bases 677 to 1879 code for a protein of 400 amino acids. The transcript has 6 exons. Gene Ontology annotation, molecular function: hexosyltransferase activity.